This is a messenger RNA of Cyclopterus lumpus (lumpfish), 1966 nucleotides long. It is a transcript of the gene inhbaa, whose product is annotated as inhibin subunit beta Aa. Gene Ontology annotation, biological process: SMAD protein signal transduction; BMP signaling pathway. Gene Ontology annotation, cellular component: extracellular region. NCBI's taxonomy places the organism in Eukaryota, Metazoa, Chordata, Actinopteri, Perciformes, Cyclopteridae. The transcript is spliced from 2 exons. The record is from RefSeq and is a predicted model, not a curated record. The coding region runs from base 137 to 1471 and encodes 444 amino acids. Gene Ontology annotation, molecular function: growth factor activity; cytokine activity; hormone activity.
AGAAGAGGAAGACGAAGAGAAGAGGUGGCUUUCACCAUCCGGGACCGAAUUAUCUUUCUUCAAAGACUUUGAGACCUUCAUCUGCUCUUCAUCCGGCAGCAUCAGCCCAGCAGCCAAUCAGGAGGCUCCUGUCAUCAUGUCCGCCUUGGCUCCGCUCAGCUGGACCCUCCUGGUCCUGGUCCUGGUCCAGACCUGCAGCUCGUCCUCGUCUUCUCUGCCGCUCUCUCUGGCUGUGCGUCCGGACGCCUCCUCCGGCUCCCACUGCCCCUCCUGCGCCCUGGCCAGGAUGAGGAGGAGCGAGGGGGCGCCGGCGGGCCCGGAGGAGGAGGAGGAGGAGGAGGAGGAGGCCCAGCAGGAGGUGGUGGAGGCCGUGAAGAGGCACAUCCUCAACAUGCUGCACCUCCAGACCCGGCCCAACGUCACGAGGCCCGUGCCGCGCGCCGCGCUCCUCAACGCCUUGCGCAAGCUCCACGUGGGCCGAGUGGCGGAGGACGGCAGCGUGCAGAUCGAGGGGGGGGAGGAGGAGGCGCGAGGGCGGGGGGGAGGAGGAGGAGGACGACGAGGAGGAGGAGGACGAGGAGGAGGAGGAGGAGGACGAGGAGGAGCAGCGGCACGGAUGGGAGAUACACAGGAGACCACGGAGAUCAUCACCUUCGCCGAGGCUGGUGAGUCCCCGGGCCUGGUGGACUUCGUCCUUUCCAGAGACCGGGGUGAGCUCUCUCUGGUGGAGCAGGCCAACGUGUGGCUCUUCCUCCGCCUGCCGAAGACGAACCGCAGCCGAGCCAAAGUCACCAUCCGGCUCUUCCAGCAGCGGCAGCUCCCCAACGGCCGGCCGUGUGCGGCGCAGGACGCCGUCCUCCUGGCGGAGAAGGCCGUGGACACGCGUCGCAGCGGCUGGCACACCUUCCCGGUGUCGGCGGCCAUGCAGGCGCUGCUGGAGGGUGCCGGGAGCGCCGCGCUGAGCCUCCGGGCCUCCUGCCCGCUCUGCGCCGCCGCUGGCGCCAGCCUCGUGCUGGUCUCCGGCGGCGCCAGCCAGCGGGAGCAGUCCCACCGGCCCUUCCUAAUGGCCGUGGUCCGGCAGGGGGACGGCGGCGGCGACUCGCCGCGGCGCAGGAAGCGCGGGCUGGAGUGCGACGGCAAGGUGCGCGUCUGCUGCAAGCGGCAGUUCUAUGUCAACUUCAAGGACAUCGGCUGGAACGACUGGAUCAUCGCGCCACCCGGUUACCACGCCAACUACUGCGAGGGGGAGUGCCCCUCCCACGUGACGAGCAUCACCGGCUCCUCGCUGUCCUUCCACUCCACCGUCAUCAGCCACUACCGCAUGCGGGGCUACAGCCCCUUCCAGAACCUGCGGUCCUGCUGCGUGCCCACCCGGCUACGAGCCAUGUCCAUGCUGUAUUACGACGAGGAGCAAAAGAUCAUCAAGAAGGACAUCGAAGACAUGGUGGUGGAGGAGUGCGGCUGCUCGUAGAGGAGCAGAAGGUCAUCCAGAAAGACAUCGAAGACAUGGUGGUGGAGGAGGAGUGACGUCCUGCUCCUUUGGACAGCAGAACUCUUUCAGAUAAAAAACUAGAAAAAGAAAAAGAUAGAAAAAAAGAAAAUCUAAUAUAUUUUUGCUACAAACGGAGCAACGUUUAUUUAUGUGGACGAGACGUUCAAGCACCACUCGACCCCGUUGGAUCUCGGAGAAACGUGGUGCCUGAAAAACUACUAACAAAAAAAUCUCAAAACUAUGCAACUUGUUUUACGUAUUACGAACUUAUUGUUCUUUACUUUGUUUUCUUUUGUUUUAUACUGUUUAUUCUUUUCAAAAUGUACAAGGGAGAAAGAAGACUGUGUGUGUGUGUGUGUGUGUGUGUGUGUGUGUGUGUGUGUGUGUUGAGAUACUUGAAAGAAACGAGUUGGCCGGCUGCUGGAACCAAACACUUUUUUAUGUUUCCAUGGUUACCGUGUUUAUGUUAUAAUU